Messenger RNA from Trichosporon asahii var. asahii CBS 2479, 1674 nucleotides. RefSeq lists its product as uncharacterized. The record is from RefSeq and is a predicted model, not a curated record. The transcript has 8 exons. Gene Ontology annotation, molecular function: deSUMOylase activity. Bases 1 to 1674 code for a protein of 557 amino acids. Gene Ontology annotation, biological process: protein desumoylation. Gene Ontology annotation, cellular component: nucleus. NCBI's taxonomy places the organism in Eukaryota, Fungi, Basidiomycota, Tremellomycetes, Trichosporonales, Trichosporonaceae.
AUGGCUGCCGCUAAACGCAGUCUUUCGUCAUCCUCACAUCACCCGAAUCACCAAUCCUCCGCUAAGCGACCACGACUGGUCUCCGACGAAGGGUCACAAGGCAACAGGAGCCUUUGGUCAGGUCUCGCUUUUGUGAAGGAUAGUGUCGACUGGAUGUUGGGGCGACGCAAGCCAACGCGGCCGAGCCCUCACGUUCGGCGGACGAACGGAACGGCAUCAGCGGUUGGACUUCAACUGGGCAUUUCCAGGAAUGGCGGCGUGAUCGCUGCUCCUAAUGGACGUACAUCUAGCGAGGCGGUCGUGCUAUCUGACGAUGACGGCGAUAUUUCCAUUGAUUUCGAGCGCGAGGAGCAGCGAAGACAACACAUGUCUGAGGCUCGAAGGCAUCUCAACGACCACGCCCGGACGCUGGGAGGAGAAACACCGGAGAGCAUCCACCCACUGCUGCCUCAGCCGCUGUUCACUUCAUCCUUUGACUCUCCCCGAUCGUCAGUCGAGAGCGCGCCGACAUCUCCAGUGCCUACCGGGGAAUCAAGGGUGCCCAACCGACCAGACGUGGGGUACUCGAAGCCGCGACGCGAGUACAAGUUUGUUCGCUCCCGAUCCAGCUCCAGCAAUCUGUCGAGUCCGUCUUCGUCGCCGCCGCGCAGCCCUCGCCGCUCCUCGAGCAAAACCUACCGCUAUCGAAAUGAGAAGAAUGAGUCUGCGCAGCUUGUGAUGCUGGACAAGUACAUACGGGAGAACCCCGACCAGAGCGCUCCAAUGAAGCGGGUCAGGGAAGAGCUCCUGCGGGAAAGGGAACAGCAUCGCUAUGCCGGUGACAAGACCUUGAGGAACCUCAAGCUGGAUAACCGGAAGACGUUUGAUGAAGCCAUCGAAGCACGACGGGAAGAGCCCCAGCCCCUUCCGCGGAAACGAGACCGUCUCCAGCCCCCGCCCCUUCAGCAUGUCAAGAGUAGUGUGCUGGAGAAGUUCAAGCGGGAAGAGGAAGAGAAGGAGAAAGCGAUCCGGGCACGUCUUCGUCCGCGAGUACCGAAAGACGUUACUCCUGAGCAGAAUGAAAUCCGCCUUGCCGAUCCAAACUUCAAGUCGGACACUGUCGACGCCAAGGCCCUCCGGACGCUGAAGCCCGGGACAUGGCUGAACGAUGAAAUCAUCAACUUCUACGUUGACGCGCUCCGUGCGCGGGCAGACAAGGAGGGCAAGAAGAUUGCUGUCGGCAACUCGUUCUUCUACCAGAAGCUCAGCGGACAGGGAUACGCGGGCGUGAAGCGAUGGGGCCGGACAAUCCCGGAGAAGGAUCUGUUCGUGAUCCCCGUCCAUGUGCAGGGAUGCCACUGGACGUGCGCGUGCAUCAACUUCAAGAAGAAGCGCAUCGAGUACUACGACUCGAUGGCCGAUCACGGGUUCCGCCACGAGGUGUUUGAGGAGGAGUGGAAGACUAGACUAGACAAGGAGUUCGACUUUACAGGCUGGCAGGACGUGUACAGCAGCCAGAACAACGGGUCCGACUGUGGUGUAUUCGCGUGCCAGACGAUGGAGGCACUCGCGCGCGGCAAGGACUUGACUGCCAAGGAUCAGUUCGAGUUUGGCGCGGGCGACAUGCCGUUCUUUAGAAAGCUGAUGAUUGUGGAGAUUGCGUCGGGCGAGCUCGCGAGCCGCGUUUGGUCGUAG